This is a messenger RNA of Durio zibethinus, 786 nucleotides long. Lineage: Eukaryota; Viridiplantae; Streptophyta; Magnoliopsida; Malvales; Malvaceae. The record is from RefSeq and is a predicted model, not a curated record.
AUGGACAUUGAUCAUGAGUGGGUUUUCCUGCCUGACAAUGGAUUCCUGGAAAUCAGAGCAGCCUCCGCCAUCAGGAAAUCAAGGAGGUUAUUUAAACAAGUUGUUCCAGUUUCAUUUCCAACGGAACCAAGAAUCUUUAAGGCUCCAGAAAAUGACCUGGGGAAGGAAACUACCAAAGGGGUACCUAUUGGUGUCACUUCUACGCCAUCCAUGAUCCCUGAGAUGAUUAAAGAACCUGAUAUUGGAUCAGCUAAAGGUGAUAAAGAAGUGAAGACGCAAAUUUCCUUUAGGAAACCAACUUACAAUGAUCAAUCUGUCGACAUGACCAACAAAAUGGACUCACCAAAGUCCACUUCUAGGGGAGUUAUUCCUCAAAUUGUUGCAGCAAGUACAUUUAAUUUUGAUGACAAAAGUGAGGUUCUGGAGAAUAAGAGUUCCCCAAGAAAUAAAGAUUUGGUGGAAAACAAAGUUGAGAACAAAGAUGUUACCUGCGAGGAGAACUCUGGUGACCUUAAUUUAUGGAAAUGGAGCUUAGCUGGUAGUGGAGCCAUCUAUUCUUUGGGUGUUGCUGCUGCUACCUUUUUUAUCAUCAUAUUAGGAGGUCAACAAAGACGCGGACAGCAACAACAGAAUCAGAAGCUGCUGUUCCAGCGUUACACUAAUGACAAGAGAAUGAAGCAAAUGGUUCAUCAUACAACCAAACUCAAUGAAGCAAUUUCUGCAGUUAGAGGAGCUCCAAUCACCAGAGCUCACAUAGCAUUUGGGGGUUACUAUGAUGGUCUCUAA